Theobroma umbraticum is the source of this 2529-nucleotide messenger RNA. The record is from RefSeq and is a predicted model, not a curated record. NCBI's taxonomy places the organism in Eukaryota, Viridiplantae, Streptophyta, Magnoliopsida, Malvales, Malvaceae.
ACACUUGAACCAGCAGCACUCUCCUCCCUAGCCGAAAAAACCAUAAACACCUACGUUUUCCUCUCCUUCCCUCCAACCCGCCUGCUCUCUCUCUUUCUUUUUUUUUCUAAGGCUCCCACAUCGAUUCUGGUCGGGUCCCAAUCCGUCCAAAUCCAUCUGAUAUGCCUUUGCCUCUGAUAUGUAUCACGCUCUGGGCGCGCCCCGCCUAAUAUACCGUGCCCACAUCUCAAGACUCGUUAAAAACGGCCUCAUCGACCAAGCCAUCAGCAUGUUCGACCAAAUGACCCAAUCAGAUUGCCGCGUCUUCGGCCUCGACUAUAACCGCUUCAUUGGCGUCCUGCUUCGGAACUCCCGCUUCGACUUAGCCGAAUAUUACUACUUCCAAAUGUUCCCUCAGGGUUUCUCUCUAACUCCCUUCACUUACUCUCGCUUUAUCUCCGCUUUAUGCUCUGUCAAAAACUUUAAUUUCAUUGAGCUUCUUUUGAAUGACAUGGAUAAAUUGAAUUAUGUUCCUGAUAUUUGGGCUUUUAACAUUUAUUUGAAUCUUUCGUGUAGAGAAAAAAAGAUAGAGUUAGCUUUAGAGGUUUUCCAUAGCUUGGUUAAGAAAGGGAGAGACCCAGAUGUUGUAACGUAUACAAUAAUGAUUGAUGGGUUGUGUAAAGCUGGGAAGUUUGAUAAUGCUGUUGGGUUUUGGAGGGAAAUGGUGGGGAAACGUUUUCGUCCUGAUAACAAGGCGUGUUGUGCGCUUGUUGUUGGCUUGUGUGAUGGUGGGAAGGUUGAUUUGGCAUAUGAGCUUGUUGUUGAGGUGAUUAAGGGUGGGGAUAUUGAGUUUAGUACGUUGCUUUAUAAUGUGCUGAUUAGUGGGUUUUGUAGAAUUAGGAGGAUUGAUAAGGCACAGGCAAUAAAGUUGUUUAUGACAAAAAACGGGUGUGAGCCAGAUUUGGUUACAUAUAACGUGUUGUUGAAUUAUUGUUGUAACGAGCUUAUGUUGGAGGAGGCGGCAAAGUUGCUGAAGAAGAUGGAGAGGAGUGGGAGAGGACCUGAUGUCUAUGGUUAUAACCAGAUGAUUAAAGGGUUUUGUAAUGCUAAUAGGCCAGAUAAAGCAUAUUUGUUGAUGGUGAACAAGAUGGAAGCAAAUGGGUUGGCUGAUACUGUUUCUUAUAAUACAAUUAUCAAAGCAUUUUGUAAGGGUGGUCAGAUUGGAAAGGCUUACAAGCUGUUUGAGGAAAUGGAUAGGAAGGGGAUUGCACCUGAUGUGGUGACUUUCACGACCCUUAUAAAUGCUUGUCUUAUUGAAGGUAGUUCUGAUAUAGCAAAAGCACUUCUUGAGCAGAUGUCAGGGAUGGGUUUGUUACCCGAUUGUAUUUUUUAUACUGCAAUUAUUGACCACCUAUGCAAAAAUGGUAAAGUUGAGAUGGCUCAUAGUGUUUUUGAUGACAUGAUAAAGCAGGGAGUUAACCCUGACGUGGUUUCAUACAAUGUGCUCAUAAAUGGGUUUUGCAAGUCUAACAGAGUAAGUGAAGCCAUACAUCUCUAUGAGGAAAUGCAGACUGGAGGAUUCUCUCCAGAUGAGGUUACUUUCAAAUUGAUAAUUGGAGGGCUCAUACGGGAAAAGAAUCUCUCUAAGGCUUGCAAAGUAUGGGAUCAGAUGAUGGAGAAGGGUUUUACUCUUGAUGGAGCUGUUUCUGAGACACUGAUCAAUGCUAUCCAUUCAGUAGACUCUGAAUGAACUCGGUGAAGUAUUUGGUUUUGUUGUUGAAUCGCCAUAAAAGUAGAUGGAUUGCUUGGUUAAAGCUCUCCUGUUGGUCCUCUAUUCUUGCCAAGUGUUUUGCCCUUCCCUGCCGACUCUUGCAAAAAAUAAAUCUCAGGUGAAACUCUGGUAUGCCAUCCUUGAAAUUGGAAUGGAUGCUUCCAAAAGCUGUGAGCUCAGAAUUCUUCAGUUGGAAUCUGUCUCACUGGCGAAUCUAUGCAUUGACCAAUUGUUGUUUCGUUUUGGGGGCAAUGGAUAAGUGGAGCAGGCUUCAUGUUUUAUGGGAAAACCAAAUGUGAUAUCUGUAAUAUCUAUAAUUGCAAUGGGAAUAAAAUGAGGUGUCAAGAGCUGAUCAGUGAUCAGGUGAUGCUGGGAUUUCAGAUUUUCCCCCCUUAUCCGAGAAGAUUAACCAAACUUUAUGAAUCACACAUACAUUGAAAUGCGCUUACUGUUGAUCAUUCGCUUCAGACCUGGGCAUCUCAACAGGGCCCUGGACAGUUUUCAGAUCCAUCCAGGGUGUGCCACUUUUAAUAAUUGAAAUGGGAGGCUAACUUGAGCCAGAAAUCGAAAUAAGGUAGCUCUUCACAUUUAGCUUCCUCCAAUUUUUUGUUGAUCUUUCGAGAGGGAAAGGAAGAAGAGGGAGGGUGGAGGAAUAUCUGACCUGUUUGGGAAGGCUGCCUAUUUUUAAUUCAUUUUUCUGUUCAGUAUAAUUUUCUGAUGGAUUGGAAAAGUAUGUAAUAACUGCUAACAAGUUAUAAAUUCGGCACAAAAUUACCAAA